Mycosarcoma maydis (corn smut) is the source of this 1248-nucleotide messenger RNA. RefSeq lists its product as uncharacterized. The record is from RefSeq and is a predicted model, not a curated record. Lineage: Eukaryota; Fungi; Basidiomycota; Ustilaginomycetes; Ustilaginales. The coding region runs from base 1 to 1248 and encodes 415 amino acids. Gene Ontology annotation, biological process: oxaloacetate metabolic process. Gene Ontology annotation, molecular function: magnesium ion binding; catalytic activity. The transcript has a single exon.
AUGACACUGCAACGAGGGUUGCAUCGAUGUAUGUCGAUGCUGGUCAGACGAUCAACGGUGGCAGUAUCACUGUGUCGCAUCGCGGUGAUUGGAGCUUCACCGCCUCUAGCUCGUGGUCGACUGUUCAGCACAGCACGUGUUGUUCUCGAUCGCGACGUCAGGAACGCCGAAGCUGCAUCUCAGACAGACGCUUCUUCUUCGCAAGCAAACGCAGCCGAUGCUGCCUCGCCCGGAUCCAAUCUAAGCCAAGAUGUGGUCUCGCGCUCGCGACGUUCCAUGCUUUACGUCCCAGGCUCGUCGGAAAAAAUGAUCAAAAAGUCGCAAGCCUCGUCGGCCGACACGAUCAUUUUUGACCUCGAAGACUCGGUAGCCGCGCACAAGAAGGGUUUGGCACGCGAGACGGUCCUGCUAGCGCUCGAAGCAGCCGCUCGACCGGGGCCCGAACUUGCGGUCCGCAUCAAUCCGCCUUCGGCGAAUCGCAGUCUGGCGUCGGACGACCUGGAUAUGAUCUUGCCCAGUCAUCAACUGCAAGCUAUCGUGGUGCCCAAGGUGGAACACGAAGAUGAUAUUCGGCUGAUCAUCGAAAAAGUAAAGGCGCUGAGGCCCAGUUCAGCUUUCGAACAGAUUGGCGCACUGGCAUUGAUCUUGUCGGUGGAAUCGGCAGCAAGCCUGUUGCAUAUGUCGAGAAUCAUUGAAUCAGUCCGCAAAAGUCUAGGACAGGAUGCGCACACAGGCAAUCUACUGUCCACCACAUCCAAGCCGCCAGUCGCCGAGAUUGUGGCGCUCUUGUUUGCGUCCGAGGACUACUGUGCGUCGACGGGUAUCCUACGCACCCGAGAUCGCAAAUCACUCCUCUUCCCACGCGCACACAUGGCUACGAUCGCCAAAGCGCACAACCUCUCGGCGAUCGACAUGGUUUGCAUUGAUUACAAGGAUGAGACGUACCUAGUCGAAGAGGCGGAAGAAGCAAAGCAGAUGGGAUACGACGGCAAGCAGGCGAUUCACCCGGUUCAGGUGGAUGCGAUCCAGCAUACCUUCAACCCGACCCAAGAGGCGGUCGAGAGAGCAGCGAGGAUCUUGCAUCUCUACGAGCACGCCAGUCAGAGCGAGAACAGAGGUGCGUACGGCUUGCAAGAGAAAGGCGGUGGAAUGACCAUGAUCGAUCGACCGAUGUUGUUGCAAGCGAAUGCAGUGGUGCACAAGGCGCGCAAGGCGCGCAUGAGAAUUCCCGAGCCAAGCGAGCUAUAA